Medicago truncatula (barrel medic) is the source of this 1136-nucleotide messenger RNA. RefSeq names its product protein phosphatase inhibitor 2. Gene Ontology annotation, biological process: regulation of signal transduction. Gene Ontology annotation, molecular function: protein phosphatase inhibitor activity. The transcript is spliced from 5 exons. Lineage: Eukaryota; Viridiplantae; Streptophyta; Magnoliopsida; Fabales; Fabaceae. The record is from RefSeq and is a predicted model, not a curated record. Bases 219 to 764 code for a protein of 181 amino acids.
GUAAUAUUGGAAAUAAAAACAUUAUACGAACAAGAAUUUUCGAUUCCUACAAAACGCGCUUUUGCAACUAUUUGACUUAUGCAGAAUCAACUUUAACACCACAAAAAAUCCAUUUUCCGUUUCAGUUUCAAUUUCAAUUUCAAUUUCAAGGUUGAUCAAGCUACUUGAGGAUUUCUUUGCAUACUUUUGUUGUUUGAAGAGCUAAUUUGUCUACCAAAAUGAAGGGACGUGUAAGGUGGGAUGAGGCUAACAUUGGAGAAAUUGAGGCAAACAAACCUGUGAGGCAGAAAAUUACUGAGCCUAAGACUCCAUAUCAUCCUAUGAUUGAUGACGACUGUUCUCUAUCCCCUGUACGAGGAAGUUUUGAUGCAAGUACUGAUGAUGACAAGCGUGCAUCACAAGUUGAAGCAAUAUGGACUGCUCUGAGUGAUGUAGGCUCUAGCAGCAAAAGAGGCACUGGACAAUCAUUUGGUUGGACAUCAUCUGAGGAUGAGCUAGAAUCAAUGGAACAAGAUGGUGGUGAUUCUGAAACAGAUCGGAGCAAAAAAUUUAGAAAGCACAGAAAAGCCCACUAUGAUGAAUAUCUUAAAGUGAAAGAGCAUCGACAAAAGAGUCCUAAUGUUGUGGAUGAGAGUGAUGAGGAUGAUAAUCCUGAAACCGGCAAAGGGGAGAAGAAAUGUGAACCAUGUUCUCUAAGUGAUAGUGUAAAAGAAAUGGACAUUGAGGGGAAAAGGUCUUCCACACCUCCGGCUAAUGGUUCGUAAACAAUCAACAAAGAAAACUCGCUUACAUUUAUUUUAUUCCGCGGGUUGGAAAACAACUAACUGAUUCACUGUAAUUUUGUAUUAUAUGAGAAUGCUGCUUUUUUCUUUUUCCACUAUAUAUCUGCUCAUGCAAACACUUGCAUAAUCUGAUUUCGCACUUAUACUCUGUCUAAGAGACUCUUUGGAAUAUUUUGGGGAAUUUGCGUUAAGGAUGGAUGGGUAAACUGGAUAAUCUAGAAUAACAUUCUCUUACAUUUGUUAUGAUUUUUAUUUCAUCUGUGCUGAUGGUUUAUGCCUCAACUUGGAAGUCUAUUAGGUUCUGAUCAUUCGAAAAUGUUGGCGAAUGUAGUAGCAAUCAAUUGAUAAUGUUGA